This is a messenger RNA of Quercus lobata, 2910 nucleotides long. RefSeq lists its product as uncharacterized. The transcript has 8 exons. The record is from RefSeq and is a predicted model, not a curated record. Bases 58 to 2472 code for a protein of 804 amino acids. Lineage: Eukaryota; Viridiplantae; Streptophyta; Magnoliopsida; Fagales; Fagaceae.
AAGCUGAAGCUAGGUGUCUCUAAUUUAGUAAAGUUUUGGGAAAAUCAAUCAGCAGCGAUGGACCGAAACGAGACCUCGAGGAAGCGCAAGAAACAUCUCCCAAACCCUAUCUUCACACGCAGCAGCAGAUCUCAGAUCCACGAAGACGAUGCCGAUGCCGAUGCCGAUGAUCUCCGUAUCCUGAUCAAAGAUCUCCGCACUAAACGGGUCUUCUCCCCCGACGCUUCUGCUUUGUGCAAUCUCAAUUUGGAGCCUGAUUUGGGAAUUUCUUAUGAAACCCAGAGCCAGAAGAAUGAUGAUUUGGCUGAACCUGAGGUCGAGGUGUCACUGUCAGGUAUUACUUUUAGAGAGAUUCCUCCUCCUGGAAUCGGCAAGUGCUUAGGAGCAGCCAACAUUCACAACAAUGUCUCAACCACCAAAUCGGUUCUCAAACCAUGUUUUAGGCGGAAACUGUUCAAAACUCCAGGUUCAGUUAGCUAUAAAAGAUUGCUUCCUUUUCUGAUGGAUAUCACAAAAGAUAAUCCAUAUGCUCCAGAAAAUAUUCAGUGCUCAAAACUGGACAAGGGGUUGGGACAAAAGCAGCAGCUUCAACCGAAGUUAGCUUCUAUGGGUCAAGAAGUUUUCAUGGAUAUGUCUAACAUGAAUCAAUGUCCAAUAGAUUGUAAAACUGGUGAAUCUGGUAACUCGCCAACAUCUGUACUAAUUUCUGCCAAUGAGUCAUCAAAUGGUAACAUCGUACAUUCUACAUCAGCUGAACACUAUUCUGAAUCGUUAAUGUCAUUUCAUUCUAAAAAAUUGGUUGAUGAUAAGGAGCUGUCUGUUAAUGGACAAGUUCAGAAAUUUGAGUUGGGUAAUAAGAAUUGCACAAAGCCUGAUACAUCUUCGGUUUUGGAGGAUGACACAAAGGGCCAAAGUGAUGAUAGAGAAACUGAGAAAAUUGAAUGUCUAUGUGUUUGUGAAGAUCAAGAUGUUGAUGCUGUAAACCCUGAGUUGUCUUUCAUUACGGAUUGGUGUCAUUCAGGGAGAGAUCGUGGAGUUGGUCUGCACAAUGAUGAUCUGAAGCAGUGUGAGACUAGAGGGAUGAAGAAAGCUAAUAAUGUAUAUCCUUAUAAAGCUCAGAAUUUGAAUCCUAAUUUUUCUGAAGCAGAGAAUAGUGAAUCAUUUAAUUUAAAAAAGAGAGGCGAUAAUGGUAGUCAGGUUCUAAAUCAAGUUGAUAAUUCAAAUGAAGAAUUCGUUGAGUUGACACCACCAGAUGCAGAAGAAAAUGGAGGUGGUGGAGUAGAAUUUAUUCAGAAGAGUACAGAUAGCCUUGGGAAGCCAUUAAAUGGAACUAACACCAGAGAUGUUCUCUGUGCCAGUGAUAAGAGAAACUACUCCCAUUCUAAAAGCAAAGAGGUUCUAAAUCCAUGUUCGAGACUGAAGUUAUACAAAAGUCCAGGCUCGUUCAGCUACAGAAGAUUGCUUCCAUUUCUAAUGGAUAUCAAAAGAGAAAAUUCUUGUGCUUCAGGGAAUGGUCAUCAAUCAAAACUUGAGAAGGGUUUGAAAGUACUGUUUGCACCACAUGUCACUUCUGACUUUCAAGAGAAGCCAAUUGAUAAUUCAAACGGUUACAAAUUUCAUGAAGAGCAUCAUACUACAAAUUGUGGAAUUCUGCCAAUGACUCUAUUGACUUCUGCCCAUGAGUCAUCUAAUGAUGAUAAAUCAGAGCAUUCUCCUCAGGAUAUUUCUAAAUUCACAAUAUCACUUGAUUCACAAAAGGAACAUCACUUGCAAGAUAGAUAUAGUCAAUUGGUGGGGACUUCCCCUAGCAAAGAGUGUUCUGUACCUGAAAUUGAUCCACAAGUUGCUGCACUUUGUCCUCCUGUCAGCCAAGAAGCUUUGUCUAGGGAAGAAGGUACAACUUUGGCCUAUCGACGAGUCUCUGUUGACAAUGAGGCAGACUGCCCUAGUUCAUUUACAAAAUCUUCUAAUGCGGCAAAGCCAGUUGAGGGAAACAACUUGUCUCAAAUUACACCUCAACUUGAAGCCUCAGCUCCUUCAGGAGUUCAUGGCACUGCACACAAAAAGGGGAUUCUUAAAAGAAAUCCACGAGGAUGCAGAGGGCUCUGUACUUGUUUGAAUUGUGCUUCUUUUCGUCUCCAUGCAGAGAGAUCAUUUGAGUUCUCCAGAAAUCAGAUGCAAGAUGCUGAAGAGGUGGCCUUAAAUUUGAUUAAGGAACUAUCAUACCUUAGGAAUAUGUUGGAGAAAUCUGCUGAUGGUUUCAAUGAUCAUUCUGUUGUUAAAGUCAAUCAGGUGAAAGAAGCAUGCAGGAAAGCAUCAGAAGCAGAAGAACUAGCAAAAGACCGCAUAGGCCAAAUGAACUAUGAGCUCGACAUCCACUGCAGGAUCACAUGCUUGCAGCCGCCAAGAGUUAGAUUUGCCAAUCAUGUUGAAGAAAACGUCAUUCCCAAGGCUGACAUGCCAAGCAAAUAGUAUUUUACCACGUUUCCCAAGUGGAUGUUCUAUCUCACCUUUGAGGGAGAUGCUUUGUAAUAGAUUGUGGGUGGAAUUCAACUCUAGAGAGUUUGGUUUCAAGGGUGCCAAUGGUAGUGUUUUCACAAUGGACGGAUCAAGGGACAAAUGCGAAGUUGAUUGAAGAUGUGUUGAAGACAAAUAUGAAGGUGACAAUAAAUAAUGAUGGGAUUUUAGAAGGUGAUGAGAUUAAGAGGUGCUUGGAAUUGGUUGUGGGAGAUGGAGAGAGGGAAAGAAAUGAGGACUGCCAUGAAAUGGAAGGAGUUGACUAAGGAUGCUGCCAACGACUGUUUCUUUGAUUUGCUUUGUUUACCCCCCUAAACUUGAAAUUGUUGCAUUUGCAUUGUGAUGAAUUAAGAUUUGUUAAUUUUGAGGUUAAUUUCUUAUUCUAUUAGUUAA